AGGUGUCAUGGCUGCCUACGGAAUCUAGAAGAGUUUGCAUCAGUAGUGAGGAAGGUCCGAGGCCCACGUCCCAAGACCUAGCGAAGUAAAGUUGCGUUUUGGUUGGUUAAGGUGACAGUUUCUCCAAUUCCUCGAUGGUGGCGUCCGGGAGCGGUAUGGCUCAGAAAACCUGGGAAUUGGCCAACAACACGCAGGAAGCCCAAAGUAUCAUUGAAAUCUACAAAUACGACAAAAAACAGCAGCAAGAAAUCCUGGCAGCGAAGCCCUGGACUAAGGAUCACCAUUACUUUAAGUACUGUAAAAUCUCAGCACUGGCUCUGUUGAAAAUGGUGAUGCAUGCCAGAUCAGGAGGCAACCUGGAAGUGAUGGGUUUGAUGCUUGGAAAGGUGGAUGGUGAAACCAUGAUCAUUAUGGACAGUUUUGCUCUGCCUGUAGAGGGCACUGAAACCCGAGUAAAUGCUCAAGCUGCUGCAUAUGAGUACAUGGCCGCAUACAUAGAAAAUGCCAAACAGGUUGGCCGCCUUGAGAAUGCAAUUGGCUGGUAUCACAGCCACCCUGGGUAUGGCGGUAGGCUUUCUGGGAUUGAUGUCUGCACACAGAUGUUGAACCAGCAGUUCCAGGAACCUUUUGCAGCAGUUGUGAUUGAUCCAACAAGAACAAUAUCUGCAGGGAAAGUGAAUCUUGGAGCUUUUAGGACAUACCCAAAGGGCUAUAAACCUCCUGAUGAAGGACCUUCUGAAUAUCAAACUAUCCCACUAAAUAAAAUAGAAGAUUUUGGUGUACAUUGUAAACAAUACUAUGCCUUAGAAGUCUCAUAUUUCAAGUCAUCUUUGGAUCGAAAAUUACUUGAGCUGUUAUGGAAUAAAUACUGGGUGAAUACGCUGAGUUCCUCUAGCUUACUUACUAAUGCAGACUAUACCACUGGUCAAGUGUUUGAUUUAUCUGAAAAGUUAGAACAGUCAGAAGCCCAACUGGGCCGAGGAAGUUUCAUGUUGGGUUUAGAAACACAUGACCAAAAGUCAGAAGACAAACUUGCCAAAGCUACAAGAGACAGCUGUAAAACCACCAUAGAAGCCAUCCAUGGACUGAUGUCUCAGAUUAUUAAGGAUAAACUAUUUAAUCAAAUUAACAUCGCUUAAACAGUCCCUGAGUAGUGCUUUUGGCUGAAAGCUGGUAUGUGAAAAAUAUUCAAGUAACACUUUUAAAAACCAGUUACCAAAAACCUGAUUAGAAGUAUAAGGUGCUCUGAAGUGUCCUGAAUAUUAACAUCAUAUAAUAAAACCAUAAAAUG
Molecule: messenger RNA, 1291 nt
Organism: Octodon degus (degu)
Lineage: Eukaryota; Metazoa; Chordata; Mammalia; Rodentia; Octodontidae
Product: COP9 signalosome complex subunit 5
Exons: 1
Coding region: 135-1139 (334 amino acids)
Biological process (GO): protein deneddylation
Cellular component (GO): cytoplasm; COP9 signalosome
Molecular function (GO): protein binding; metallopeptidase activity; deNEDDylase activity
Source: RefSeq, a predicted model, not a curated record